AUGGCCGCGCCAACGCCGACCAUCCCCUCCCUCAAAGAAUCCUUCAUCACGGCACAGACAAACCUCCUCUCACAACCGCUCGCGCCAUCACGCAUAUGGCGCCGCAACAACAACGCGUCAAGCCAGCCGAUCCCGACGCGCGUCCUCGACGACGCCCUCUUCAACCUCAACCAGACGAUCCAGCUGCACUGCCGACGCGUGUACCCGCCCCAAGCAACCUACAACGUUGCCGAACAGAUAAGCAAUUCGUAUGCGAGGGAUGCCGAGGAAAGGGUCAGCAAGCUCAAGGAGUCGGAGAGCAGCAUCGGGCGGGAACUGGACUUGGGCAAGUUUCUCCGCCUGCACUGGGUUGACGGAGGAUCGUAUCUCGACAAGUACCCCGAGCAUGCAGAAGACUAUGAGGCCAUUGUCCUCCGCUUGACCCAACUAUCCGAGGAGCGGAAGCAGAUACGACUGCGGGUCGAACAGCUGCGUCGCAUCGAAGCGGCCGUGAAGCCGUUGGCUACAACUGACGAGGCCAGCAUCCAGACCAAUUUAGUUACGCGUGACGGGCCCGUGGAAAAGGAGCUGGAGAAAAUGAGACUUUUGCUUGCACGCGUGACGAGCCGCGUGGCUGCUUUGCCGGAUUCUCCUGCCGACAAUCGUUCAGGAUCGAGAACCAGCUCGGUCGUGGACUUGGGUGGAAUGACAAAGUCGAGGAAGAGGAAUAUCGACAGUUUUCUCGCGGACCCCCGCGUCUUUCCAUCAUGA
Metarhizium album ARSEF 1941 is the source of this 750-nucleotide messenger RNA. RefSeq lists its product as uncharacterized. The coding region runs from base 1 to 750 and encodes 249 amino acids. The transcript is spliced from 2 exons. The record is from RefSeq and is a predicted model, not a curated record. NCBI's taxonomy places the organism in Eukaryota, Fungi, Ascomycota, Sordariomycetes, Hypocreales, Clavicipitaceae. Gene Ontology annotation, cellular component: Mis6-Sim4 complex.